AUGGAGCCAGAUUCCACACCUGCACCGAACAGCGAGGUUACGGCAUCUGCAACACAACCCCCCACCACAUCUCUUGCAGAACAUCAAAAGCGAUCGAAACCUAAGAAAGAGAAGACACCCAAGCCCAAGAAAGACCCUUCAGAAUCAAAACCGAAGCCCAAGCCUAAGGCCAAAGCCGACAAUGCAUCAAAGCCAGCCUCUACAGAUCCCGAUGCCAUGUUCAAACAAGGUUUCCUCGCUGAUGUUUAUAACGAAAGGCCAGAAAAGAAGGUUGUCACACGGUUUCCACCUGAACCAAACGGCUUCCUACACAUAGGGCACAGCAAGGCAAUAGCGGUCAACUUUGGGUUUGCCAAAUAUCAUGGCGGAGAAUGCUAUCUACGCCUUGACGACACGAACCCUGAAGAGGAGGAGAAGAUGUUUGAGGAAUCGAUUGUUGAUACUGUACGAUGGCUGGGAUUCAAGCCAAAGGCUGUGACAUAUUCAAGCGACAAUUUCGAGAGAUUAUACGACUUGGCUCAGGAUCUCAUAAAGAAGGAGAAGGCUUACGUUUGCUUCUGUACAAAGGAUGAGAUCAAUGACCAAAGAGGAGGGACUGACCCUAGGAAAAAGAAACCGCGAUAUGCCUGCCCACAUCGUGACCGAACCGUAGACGAUAGCUUAGCCGACUUCGAAGCGAUGAGAGACGGGAAAUACAAGCCUAACCAAGCUGCGUUGAGGAUGAAGCAAGAUCUUGAGGACGGAAAUCCGCAAAUGUGGGACUUGGUAGCAUACAGGAUACCAAAACGGUCGGAUGCAGCAAAAGAGGAGCCUGCGGAAGGCACUGAUCAGGAAGACGGGCAAGACAGCCAUGACCCAGUUUAUGCAAAAGCCCAUUAUCGGACUGGAGAUAAAUGGAAGGUCUACCCCUCAUACGACUUUUGUCAUAGUCUCUGCGACAGCUUUGAGGGCAUAACACACUCCCUGUGUACUGUCGAAUUCGAGCUAUCUCGCGUCUCUUACGAAUGGCUCAACAACCAGCUGGUAGAUUUUAAGCCCAUGCAGCGUGAAUAUGGCCGACUCAAUGUUACUGGUACGGUACUAUCGAAACGCAAGAUCAAGAAAUUGAUUACGAAAGGGAUUGUCAGAGGCUACGAUGAUCCACGGCUCUACACUUUACCAGCUCUCAGGCGGCGAGGAUUCCCACCCGGCGCAAUCCUCUCCUUUGUCAACGAACUGGGCGUCACGAAGGCUACGGCAAACAUCCAGACCAGUCGACUGGAGAAUUCAGUCCGCAAGUAUCUAGAAACAACAGUGCCGAGACUUAUGCUUGUUCUUGAUCCGGUCAAAGUCAUUCUAGACAACGUACCCGAUGACUUUGAGGAAAUGGUUGAGCUGCCGUUUGCGAAAGAACCUGCCGUGGGCAGCCACACAGUGCCAUUCGCAAAGGUAGUGUACAUAGACCGAAGUGACUUCAGGGAGGUAGAUUCGCAGGACUUCCGCCGCUUAGCGCCUGGGAAGACAGUCGGUCUCAUGAAAGCGCCGUUCCCAAUUACGGCGACGACUGUGGACAAAGAUCCAACUACAGGGCAGGUCACAGCAGUUCAUGCCACAUACGAGAAGCCAGAAGACGGCAGUGCACCAAAGAAGCCCACGGCUUGGGUUCACUGGGUAGGCGACUCGCGGAAACAUAAGAGUCCCAUCAAGGCCAGUGUCCGGAUCAUCAACCCACUCUUCAAAUCCGACAACCCAGCUUCCCUCGACGAUUUCACAACAGACAUUAAUCCCGGAUCUGAGGUCAGCUAUCCUGGGGCGCUGAUAGAAACCGGGUUUACAGAAAUACAGAGGCGGGCACCUUGGCCGGCUGAAGCAGGUGAGAAAGAAGUUGCCGCCAACACAGAUGAGCCCGUUGAGACUUCCUCUAAAAAUCCGGCUGAUGACCCUAUUCCAACCAUGAUAGGUCCUGAAACAGUCCGAUUCCAGGGUAUGCGGAUGGGCUACUUUUGUGUUGACAAAGACAGCACGGACAACGAAAUCGUUCUUAACAGGAUCGUGAGUUUGAAGGAAGACUCGGCGGCACUCAAGCAUUCAAAGAACAAGAUGUUUGAUUUGUUUCCUCCUACACACCUCAUCCUCAACACCAAUCAUCAGCAUGGCGCUCCCCACCACCAUCAUUCACCUCUUAGCCCUCCUCACCUUCACGCUCGCAAUCACAUACCCCCUUUUCCCCCGUCAAUUACAGCCGAAUUCAACCGACUCGCAUCCCUCCCCUCCCUAAUCGACCCAAUGACAAUCUUCGCCUCCCUGCCCCCCUCAAUCCUCCAAAUCCUCCAAACCACACCCCUCAACCCCUCAGAAUCCCAACCCAACCCUAUCGCCUCUACCUUCCCCUCCGCCGCCACGGGCACAAUUAAUGGCACUUUCCUCCUCAUCCCCCUCCCCUACUCCCUUGCCACCUCCAUAAUCCCCCCGCAAUACAGGAUACUCAAGCAGCAAAUCGCGCACUACCUCCCCCACUUCCCCUCCAACACGAGCUACCCCAUGCUUCUCAACAUCCAACUCGACCACGAUAUCCGCUCCGCCGGCGUCACCGUUCCGGAUUUCUCGCAAGUCCUUUUCCGGUUUCCGUUUGUGGAUCUGUUGGGGGAUGGGGAGACGGCUUUCUCGUUCGUGCCGAGCACCAUUGUGGGAGCGGGUGGAGGCACGGCGGGCGUGGCGGGGCAAGCUGUUGCGAAGGUUGGGGCGGAGUCUUAUGGGGAACGAGUUGUGCUGGGGGAUUUUGAGCCGAGGGGGAUGCGCCUGCCGUUCGCGUGCGAUAAUAUGAUUAGGUUCUUUAACACGAGUAUUACGCAGGGACGGUUUAGUCCGAAGGGGGUGAAGGGCGAUGUAGAACUGGUGCCAGCGAAGAUGUCGGGUAUUGAUAUCUUUCCGGAUGGACUCGAUUUGAAAGGUGUGAAGGGAGCGAGGUUUGAUACCGCGUUUAUUGAGAAUAAUUAUCGGAGGUGUGAGGAUUUGAAGGGGUAUAAGUAUCAAGGAGUUUGA
Molecule: messenger RNA, 3021 nt
Organism: Bacidia gigantensis
Lineage: Eukaryota; Fungi; Ascomycota; Lecanoromycetes; Lecanorales; Ramalinaceae
Exons: 5
Coding region: 1-3021 (1006 amino acids)
Biological process (GO): glutaminyl-tRNA aminoacylation; translation
Cellular component (GO): cytosol; cytoplasm
Molecular function (GO): glutamine-tRNA ligase activity; ATP binding
Source: RefSeq, a predicted model, not a curated record